Molecule: messenger RNA, 4276 nt
Organism: Nicotiana tabacum (common tobacco)
Lineage: Eukaryota; Viridiplantae; Streptophyta; Magnoliopsida; Solanales; Solanaceae
Source: RefSeq, a predicted model, not a curated record
UUGCCUUCUUCCUUUAAGCUGCAGCUGAAAUUUUGAUCAAAUUCACCCAAAUUUAAGGUAUAAUCUUCUACCAAAUCUAUAAACACAUAAUAAUUUCACGGAAUCCCAAAUUUCAAUUGACCAAACCAAAACUAGUUAGGUGAAGAUCCCAAAACAGCAUCAACCGAUAGAUUUCAAGAUUUUCUGGUUCACAAAUUUCAAAAACUCGAUUUUAUUAAUAAAGUAUUUUCGUUUAAUAUUGGCUACCAGUUAAAAAAAUUGGAGACACUGGAUAUAGCUUAAAUAGCGGGCAAAACUGGUUACGAGGUGAAAUAUUUACUGUUUCGAGCCUUUUGGAUAUGGCCCUCUACAUUUAAAAAUGGAAGCCCAUAAAGUUCUUAACUUCAAUAUAUGUCCGGCCCAUCAGUUUUGAAAAUGGAUUUUGAGAGGCCCAGAGUCCAUUACAAACCCAACAGGGAAACUUGCUUUCUUCUCCGGCGAAAAAUCGGGUGGUGACAAAGAGAUGAAGUUUCUCUGAAUUGGUCUUGUACAUGGAGGAGAGCCAUGGCAUUUGCAAGCUUUAAUGGCUCUCUUUGAAAGAGAUGAGGAGGUGUUCUAUUUUUGUUUUUUCGUACCAUUGUCAACUCUUAUCUUAUCAUCAAUACUUGGGUUCUGUGAUAAAACACACCUCAUUCUCUUGCUUUUCAACUAAUUGUGCGGUUGAAAAGCUUUCUUUCCUUCCUUUAACUGCUGCGAGACCCUUUCCAGAUUAUUCGCCUAAAAAAGCCUCCAUUAGAGACUCUGAACUCGUGCAUCACGUAGCAACUUCUAUUAAGCAACGUUACUCUGAGCACAUUCACCGUGUUUUAAAGCCCUUUGAAUCAAAAAUCAGACCUGACCACAUCAUUUGGGUUCUCAUGAAUGUGAAGAAUGAUUACAAACUAGUUCUGGAUUUCUUUGACUGGUGGUGUCAACGGAAGGACCCGUCAGUUGAAGUCCGUUGUAUUGUCGUGCAUAUUGCCGCUGCUCAAAAAGAUGCAAGGACAGCACGUAGGCUUAUCCAUGAUUUCUGGACAAGACCCAGUGUAGAUGUGACAGUUUUCUUCUCUCAGUUUCUCGAAAAAUUAAUAUACACUUAUAAGGAUUGGGGUUCUAAUCCAUAUGUUUUUGAUAUUUUCUUCCAAGUGCUUGUUGAGUUGGGAAUUCUAGAUUGUGCAAGAAAACUUUUUGAUAAGAUGUUGCACUAUGGCUUGGUUUUAUCUGUCUCUUCAUGUAACUUAUUUCUUUCUCGUCUCUCACAUGAUAUUGAGGGGCACAAAAUGAUGCUUAAGGUAUUUAAUGAAUUUUCGGAAGUGGGUGUUUGCUGGGAUAAUGAAUCUCAUAAUAUAAUGAUCCAUUCUCUUUGUCAGAUAGGAAAAGUUAAAGAAGCUCAUAACUUACUCCUGCAAAUGGAGCUGAGGGGCUGUAUGCCUGAAAUUGUAAGUUACAGCACCGUGAUUAAUGGAUACUGUGCUACUGGACAGCUUGAACAAGUCUUGAAGAUCAUCAAAGAAAUGCAAGUAAAAGGAUUGAAGCCAAAUGCUUUUACUUUUAACAGUAUAAUUCUUCUUUUGUCUAAGACUGGCAAAGUGCUUGACGCCGAGAAAAUCCUGAGGGAGAUGACUUCCCAGGGAGUCGCUCCAGAUAAUGUUGUUUACACAACUCUUAUAGAUGGCUUCUGCAAAACUGGGAACAUAAGUGCUGCAUACAGACUGUUCAAUGAGAUGCAGUGUUUUAACAUUACUCCUGAUUUGGUAACAUAUACUGUCCUUAUUUCUGGUCUGUGUCAAACUGGAAAAAUUGGUGAAGCAAAUACGCUCUUAAAUGAUAUGCUUGGCCGGGGAUUAGAACCUGAUGAAUUCAUUUAUACUGCGCUUAUUGAUGGUUAUUGCAAGGCAGGGGAGAUAAGGGCAGCCUUUUCUCUUCACAACAAAAUGGUUCAGAUGCAGUUGGCGCCAAAUAUUGUGACUUACACUGCACUGGUAGAUGGGCUCUGUAAACUAGGGGAACUUGAUACAGCACACGAACUUCUCCAUGAGAUGUGUGGAAAGGGUCUUGAACUGAAUAUCUACACAUACAACUCACUUGUUAAUGGUCUUUGUAAAGCUGGAGAUGUAGAGCAAGCAGUAAAGUUAAUGAAAGAUAUGGAAGCUGCAGGGAUCCACCCUGAUACUUUUACUUAUACUACUCUAAUGGAUGCAUAUUGCAAAUCUGGAGAGAUGGGCGAGGCUCAUGGAUUACUACGUCAAAUGUUGCUCAGAGGACUUCAACCAACAAUAGUUACAUUCAAUGUUCUGAUGAAUGGUUUUUGUAUGUCAGGGAUGCUAGAAGAGGGUGAUAAACUGUUGAAGUGGAUGUUGGAGAAGGGCAUAAUACCAAAUGCUACCACCUACAAUUCUCUUCUGAAGCAGUACUGCGUUCGAAAUAAUAUGCGUAUGACGUCAGAAAUUUAUAAGGGGAUGCUGGGCCAAGGAGUUGUACCAGAUGCCAAUACCUUUAACAUAUUGAUACGAGGACAUUGCAAAGCUAGAAAUAUGAAAGAGGCUUGGUUUUUGCACAAGGAAAUGAUCAAGAAGGGAUUUACUCCCACGGUAGAUACUUAUCAUGCACUCAUCAAAGGUUUUUUAAAGAGGAAAAAGUAUUCUGAGGCCAAAGAAAUGUUUGAAGAGAUGAGAAGGGAAGGUUUGUUGGCAGAUAAAGAACUUUACUCCAUCUUUGCGGAUAUGAACUAUGAAUUAGGGAACUUUGAUUUGGCGCUUGAGCUUUGUGAUGAAGCAUUAGAAAAGUGUGUCUCAGACAAGACUGAUAACAGGAAUACAUGAUAGUUCUCUGUGAUUUAAAUCUUCUGAUAAAAGAGUUUCAGCUGUAUUUGUGCUGCUACAGAAAGCAGGAACCUGAAAUUGUAGUCAUCAUCCAAGAACCUUGGUCUCUUGAGCUACAGCAAUAUAUAGAUUGGCUGACUGUUGGUCAAAAUUUGGUACCAGCAUAUGGGAAAAUCACUAGUCAUUGAAGCAUCCAGGAACUAGUGCCUCGAGAGACUUCAAAUUGUGGAAAAGAAUGAUGGUACUUAGCUGCCCAGAAAUAUGCCAUGUUCUUCAAAUGUCCGAGCAGUCCCAAAAAUUUGACAGCUUCAUGGCUUUCUUUGAUGGCUUGCAUGUAUCAGAUAAGAAGGUCUCUAGCAGUUUUACUGUAGGUUUGGUUAAUUGAGCUAAGAGCAUGAACACCGACAUGCUCAAGAACAGAGUCCUUGGAUGGCCAGAGGGAUCUUGCUUAUAGCUGCUUCAAAGGUUUUGCUUAUUGUCAGAAUUGUGUCAAUCCGGAGGAAGAAAACAUAGAGGCUGCAGGUUUUGAAAAAUUCCCAGCAAUUUUCUGUUAUUAUUAGGCCAUGUUACAUUAAAUCUCGGACCUUUGAUCUCCUUUGCUAGUAGAUUCACGGGUGUCAAAGCUUCAUGAAGCUAAGCACUCUCAGACUUUUUCAUUUGAGGAACCUAGAGCCUGAGAGAAAUGUAGCUUUUUAAGUCUGAAUUAGCAUUUCGAGCAUUUUGAGAAGCUUUCUGCAUUGUGUUAGUGGUGAUCCUGUAGCUGAUUUUGAAACUAGCCAUAAUAAAUCAGGUGCCUUGCUCCUCAUGAUGCUAAGUCUUUUUGUGCGGUCAAGCCAAUUCAAGUUGUUACUCUUUGAAAUCAUCAGAUGAUUAUUUGAAACAGCUGAGUUCAUUAUACUUGGGAGGUGAAAGGAGGACUGAUGGUCAGCUUUAAGAAAUUCCUGCUUGGAUAGGGAAAGAAGCAUGAAAGCUAGUUUCCUCCGGUGAUUUGAAGUGGAAAGCGGAUAACUUUGGAAUGGACUUCUUUUAUAAGGGUACAAAGUUAGAGUGGAGAGUGGACUUGUGUUGUGGGCGUGGAGUUCUACUGCGAUGCAGUAAAUUACAACAUACCAUCAAAGAUUGACAUCCAUCUGUGUAUUGAAUAAAGAUCCCAGUUGAUUGUGCUUUUCUAAGCUUGGAAUAGAUGUAAAAAGAACACCGGAAGACUAGGAUAAGAUUCUGGAGAGGCUGUUGUUUCGAUAGAUGGAAGUAGUAGUUCAAGGAAUGCAUGAUUGUUUAACCUGGUUAAAACUGUUGGAGGAGGUUAUAUGAUAAUCAAUGGCUGUCUUGAUAUGUAUGGAAGUUUUAAUUGACUCACGGUUUGCAAGCUAGGCCAUAGACGUGUGGCAUCAGUUUCAGGAGAGAUCAUGGGUUCAAGUUGUGGAAACAGGCUCUUG